Hemibagrus wyckioides is the source of this 4412-nucleotide messenger RNA. It is a transcript of the gene tbl1xr1a, whose product is annotated as TBL1X/Y related 1a. Gene Ontology annotation, cellular component: histone deacetylase complex. Gene Ontology annotation, biological process: regulation of transcription by RNA polymerase II. The coding region runs from base 481 to 2022 and encodes 513 amino acids. The record is from RefSeq and is a predicted model, not a curated record. NCBI's taxonomy places the organism in Eukaryota, Metazoa, Chordata, Actinopteri, Siluriformes, Bagridae. The transcript is spliced from 17 exons. Gene Ontology annotation, molecular function: protein binding; transcription corepressor activity.
GUGUUUGAGUGUCUGAAGCCGUUGGCUGGUCCUGAACCGUUUGGCUUUCUCCACUAGCAAACAGCCCCACAAAUGCACCUCAUUCGCUCUUAAAUAUGUGUUUUUAAACCGUUUAAGCCACCUCUACGCCGCCGCAAAGCGAACCGGACGCUUGUUUGGGAAUUUAACUCGCGACUCGUCGCCUCACAACGGGCUUAUAACGCUUUAUUGCCGCUCUGUUUUAAAAAAUAGCCGAGGAGGAGGAAAUUCCACACAGGCAGCACAGCACAGAAGGCUCCCCUUGUGUCGCCCGGGAUUAUUGAAACUGAAGAGACUCCACACAGAAGUCUGAGGUUGAAGCCUGACAUCCUGACCAGACUUGAUCACAUGGUGCUGAGACACUCGGACAGGAUCCUUAUAAAACGUUUGCUUUGCGGAAAAAUACUUGAUACUGUGGCCUGUAUCCUGUGUGCUGACCUCAUGGUGUAAGCAGGUGUAAAGAUGAGCAUAAGCAGUGAUGAGGUCAAUUUUCUGGUGUACAGAUACCUACAGGAGUCAGGGUUUUCCCAUUCAGCCUUCACGUUUGGCAUAGAGAGCCACAUCAGCCAGUCCAACAUCAACGGAGCCCUAGUGCCCCCUGCUGCCCUCAUCUCCAUCAUCCAGAAGGGCCUGCAGUAUGUGGAGGCAGAAGUCAGUAUCAACGAGGACGGCACCCUGUUUGACGGCCGGCCGAUCGAAUCCUUGUCUCUGAUCGACGCUGUGAUGCCUGACGUGGUGCAGACACGCCAGCAAGCCUACCGAGACAAACUGGCACAGCAGCAAGCUGCAGCCGCACCUCCGGCCUCCAGCACCAACAUGCAGGGCAACGCCAAAAACGGAGAGAACACCGCCAACGGAGAGGAGAACGGUGCACAUGCCUUACCUAAUAACCAUGCAGACAUGAUGGAGGUAGACGGAGAUGUGGAGAUUCCCCAGAAUAAAGCGAUGGUGCUGAGGGGACACGAGUCUGAGGUGUUCAUCUGCGCCUGGAACCCCGUCAGCGACCUGCUCGCUUCUGGGUCUGGGGACUCGACGGCUCGCAUAUGGAACCUGAGUGAGAACAGCACCAGCAGCUCCACACAGCUCGUGCUCAGGCACUGUAUACGAGAGGGAGGCCAGGACGUGCCCAGCAACAAAGACGUUACAUCAUUAGACUGGAAUAGUGAGGGUACAUUAUUAGCCACAGGCUCUUAUGAUGGCUUUGCCAGAAUAUGGACAAAAGAUGGUAAUCUUGCCAGCACCCUGGGUCAGCAUAAAGGCCCUAUAUUUGCGCUGAAAUGGAACAAGAAAGGAAAUUUUAUCCUUAGCGCUGGUGUAGAUAAGACAACAAUCAUUUGGGAUGCUCAUACAGGAGAGGCCAAGCAGCAAUUUCCCUUCCAUUCAGCACCUGCUCUGGAUGUGGACUGGCAAAGCAACAACACGUUUGCCUCGUGCAGCACGGAUAUGUGCAUUCACGUGUGUAAACUGGGCCAGGACCGACCCAUAAAGACAUUCCAAGGACACACAAAUGAAGUAAAUGCAAUCAAAUGGGAUCCAACUGGCAACCUGCUGGCAUCAUGUUCUGAUGACAUGACACUGAAGAUUUGGAGUAUGAAGCAGGACACAUGCGUUCAUGACUUGCAAGCUCACAGCAAAGAAAUUUACACUAUAAAAUGGAGCCCAACCGGCCCUGGCACCAACAAUCCUAACGCCAAUCUCAUGCUCGCCAGCGCAUCCUUUGACUCCACUGUUCGGCUAUGGGAUGUAGAUCGAGGCAUCUGCAUCCACACAUUAACCAAACACCAGGAGCCGGUGUACAGCGUCGCCUUUAGCCCCGACGGCCGCCAUUUGGCCAGCGGCUCUUUCGACAAAUGUGUACACAUCUGGAACACACAGACUGGUGCUUUAGUUCAUAGCUACAGGGGAACAGGGGGCAUUUUUGAAGUGUGUUGGAACGCAGCUGGUGACAAAGUGGGUGCAAGUGCAUCGGAUGGCUCGGUUUGUGUAUUAGAUCUGAGGAAAUAACGCUGCUUGUUGGAAGCCAUGGACCGACUAUGAAUGUGUACAUAGCCAAAAUGACUGUCCCUGCCCCAUGUACUGCUACAAUCCCUAUUGUACCAUGGCCAGCCACUACAGACAGGACAAAAAAACAAGCAUCCUGAUGCAGCAGACGAGGUAGAGUGGAUUCCAACCAGAGACAUGAAAGGGACUUUUGUAAGUAACAUCGGUGGGGAAACGACACAAAAGAAGAAAGAAGCAAAAAAAAGAAAAAAAAAAGGACUGGUAUAUUUACCAAAAUUUGGAAGAUAUUUUACUAUUUGUUCUUCAAUCCAAUCUCAUCAAAAUAAACAAGCGAAAAGAUUUUAAUCUUUGUUGUUAGUUCCAUUUCAGUGUGCACACAUCUGUUUAUUUUCUGCUUUCUUUCUCUUAACUCUUGUGUUCUUUUUUUCUUUCUUUCUUGCUCUUUUUCAACACUUGCAUUUUUAAGGUCACAGCUGCAUGAAAUACAGACUCAUCUUUCUCUCUCUUUUUUAUGCAGAGUACAGUUAUUUAAAGUCUUUUUGGUACUUUACAUAAUGUGGUUCCGGGGGGGCGGGGGGAGACAGAUCAGCGUGGGGAAUGGAAACCAUUUCGCUUUCAUUUAUUCCUCCGUUUCAGUAGUCUUCAUACUCGGGUUUAAUUGUUCAAAAACGAAGCCCGUUGUUUCAGCUAGGGUCGUUUAUUCGAAGGAGACGUUAAUUCUGCUGAAAUUACAGCGGUGCACAUUCACAGGGAGGUAUAAGUGCGUUAAGCUUGGCUUGUCCAGUAUUGAUGGAGCAACAAAAAUGUUAACUGUAGACAGAGUUAACUGCUGUAGCUACACCUUAGAUAUAUUUUUCCUGCAUUGCAUUAAGAACAGGCAUUUUAAUAUGGUUUAGAGGAAGAAAAAAAAAAACAUGUUGCUUGAGGUCUAAACAGUACAAUGGCUAACACUGGACAACCCUAGAUUUAUUAUCGAUUAUAUAUCUAGACAAAAAGACUUGCUUUAAGUUUCACAAAUGAUCUGUUCACUGAUAUAUAGUCGUUCUAUAAAACAAAUCCGUGCACAGUAUAAAGUUAUCUACCUUUUUAAUUUCUCCUUAAAGACGUCGGUGACUUGCUUUCGUCCAUCCGUCAUGCUAAACAUCCCUGACUUUAUCCUCAUUGCAUAUUAAUAUUCCAUUCACACACAAUACCACAUUGUUAAACUGACUGACCGGUCCACUCAGCUAUUCAGUCCUCUUAUUUGUAACAAUCGAGCGUAGCAAUCAAUAUUAAUCGCCUAUUACGCCUUCCUGUCCGCUCAAUAUCUCGUAGCCGGAGGCUCGUUUCUCAGCAAUGCGUCCAUAAUUAAUUUUAUUUAAAGUCCAUCUGAAAGGAGUCUGGUCUCAGAUGUGAUGAUAAAGUCGGGUAGAUCCGUCACAGAAGUAUUAUUUUACGAACACAAUACAUAUAUUCGACUAGACUAGAGAAACAUAAAUAAUGGCUAAAUAGAUGUCAGAGGAAAAUAUGAAGCUUAAGGCAAGUCUGAGCGCCGAUUUGGAGUUAAGAAUCGUGUUCGGUAAGCGUAACUGUUCCUGCUGUGAAAUAAUUUUAACACGCAAGGCAAAUAAUCGUCCAUGAUCAGUGUGUGCUUCUGCUGCAAACCCUGAACUCACCUUUUAUUCAGCUACGGCAAAGAAAAAAAAGAUGUCCCUUUAAUUCUCUCAUUGGCAUUGAAAAGUCACUAAAGAUCUCCGAUACUGCUGAGAGAGCGGAGACGACGAGGCCGGGGCUCCAGAGACCCGCGUGUCCGGCAGCAGAGCCUGCGUCUUCGUCAUUAUAAUUUAUUUUUUACAGUCCCAGGUAUCAGGUCUCCAUUUCGUAAGGUUUCUGUUGAUUUUUAGGCGGUGUAGAAUGAAAAACUUCAAGCGUCUUCAAACUUUAAGUAGACUGUACUGUCUGAACACUAUUUAUUACGCAGUCAGUGGCAACAGAAGGUUCUUUCGGUUCUGUUACUCCAUAACCUGCUCUCCCAACCUCUUCCCACCUUUUCAUUUCGUCACCACCGAAAUUUUUCAUCAUACCCCCUUCCCCUCCCACACUCGUCCUGAACUUUUUGUACUCUUUUAGUACUUUUGUAAUUCAUAUUUCUUUGUAGCUAUAAGAAAAACAAAAAAAAGUUCAAAACACAUUGAAUUCGGACACUCGGAGCGUGUACAGAACUUUCCCGGGUUGAGCUUUCUGGGUUGGAAAUGUUUAUCAGCAGUACCCACUAUGCCCACCCUUCGUUUUCCCAGUCGAACGGUUCUUCUGGUUGCUGACCCUCCCCGCUCAGCCUUGCACCUUGCAAUGCAUUGAUUUGUUGUCAUCGGAUCAGAAGUUCAAAAUAAAAAAGUAUAUUUUGAUAUGACUAA